AUGCGCUGGCUGAAGUCCUUCGGGCUGUUUUCCAGCCAUGUGCGCUUUGUUCGGCGUUCUGUACGGCCGUAUCUAAGAGAUUUGUAUAUGCGUCGUCUUGCCCAAGGUCCUGAGCCGUAUCGACCGCGCUCUGCUUGGAUCGGGUGGAAUGGUGAUGCUGAAAUGACUGCUUUUCUUCAUCGUAUUGACGAGCAAAUUUCAAAUGCUAAUCUCCAAAAAGCACUCACUGAUAGAUCUUAUAUUCACAUCGACGCACCCCACGCGGAAGGAUUCGACGAAUCGGCUCAGGAAUCCAAUGCCUCUUUGGCAUUUUCAGGUAAAAUCUUUUAA
Messenger RNA from Echinostoma caproni, 330 nucleotides. Lineage: Eukaryota; Metazoa; Platyhelminthes; Trematoda; Plagiorchiida; Echinostomatidae. The record is from the annotation of a GenBank genome assembly.